Messenger RNA from Acaulospora colombiana, 1116 nucleotides. Lineage: Eukaryota; Fungi; Glomeromycota; Glomeromycetes; Diversisporales; Acaulosporaceae. The record is from the annotation of a GenBank genome assembly.
AUGAACAAGCUCAAGACCGAAGGUGGUCGUACUGGGGGAGUGGAUACUAAACUGCAAGAGCUCGAAGCACAGAUCAAAAAGGCCGAUUCCGACGACGCACCACUCGAGAAGGAGCUAGAGCUUUUGAAGAGGACGGCAAUCAGAGAAAGCGAGACUUUGAAAUGGAAAGCCCUUAAAGAGUAUGGCCAAAAGCUUGCGCUACUCGCCACUGCAUCCGAGCAAUUGCUUCGAGUCUUGCCAUCGUCGCCACCCGAGCAGUACACAGGCAAUCAGCAGACCGCAGCAGUCAGAGCUGCUCUCCAAAACGCACUUGAUAGCGGCUAUGCACCAAAGGAGGAGCACCUUCCCUUAAACGUUGGCAAUGAAAUUGGGGAAACGCGCAGUUUCGGAGAGACUCAUGCAAGCGAACUUACUACAAUUAAUACGGUUACGGAUAACGGACACGAAGGUACUGCCCCCAUUAAUCCCGCUGCGCUUAACAACGCUCCUGCACCGCUCCCAUCGACUUCCGCUGCUACUACACACUAUAAUGCACCAACUACUGCCCCGACUCCUCACUAUGCUGCUCCUUCCAUGGGUCCUCCUUCCUCUACGACACAUGCCACUCACUAUUCACCUCCCACUGCAGCUCCCGGGAACACGACCUCCAGUACCUCUGUACCGCAUGCACCGACUGUAGCUGAGACCGGAGUUCCAGUAACUGCGGGCGCAGAAGGACCAGGCCCAGCAACUGGAACAUUGAAUCCGUCUGCCACGGAAGAAGUUCGUGACCGACCUGGUGUGGGCUAUGGUGUGGGCACCCAUGAACAAGCUCCUGCUUACGGAGGAGGAACAGCUCCUUCCACCACGACACAUGAGUCUGCUGAGGAUGAGAAGCGCCGCUUGGCAGCAGCCGACCAGGCUCAAACUCAUGCAAAUGCUGGAAGUCAUCAGGGUGGCUUAGUAGCAUCCACAUCUACGAGACGUCCACCAGCACACGAGAGUGCAGAGGAUGAAAAAAGGCGUCUGGAGCGAGAGGAGCGUGAAAGGGUUCUCCAGCAGAGCAACAACUCUAGAGGAAAUACCCAAGAUGAUACGGAUCCAAAUGGUGGAGCUCCCCCUGCGUACCAUGAUUAG